Messenger RNA from Gymnodraco acuticeps, 2499 nucleotides. Its product is annotated as transcription initiation factor TFIID subunit 4-like. Gene Ontology annotation, cellular component: transcription factor TFIID complex. The transcript is spliced from 15 exons. Gene Ontology annotation, molecular function: RNA polymerase II general transcription initiation factor activity; protein heterodimerization activity; DNA binding. The record is from RefSeq and is a predicted model, not a curated record. Gene Ontology annotation, biological process: transcription initiation at RNA polymerase II promoter; DNA-templated transcription. The coding region runs from base 1 to 2499 and encodes 832 amino acids. Lineage: Eukaryota; Metazoa; Chordata; Actinopteri; Perciformes; Bathydraconidae.
AUGGAUGCACCGACGCACAGCACAGACUCCAGCUCGGGACACGAACCUGGCAAAAAACUUGUUGUUAGUGACGGAGUAACUUAUCUCCCCAAUCACCAGGGGAAAGUAGUGCAUACUUUCAAUGGGAGCCACACUAUGGACUCUCACAAUUCAGGAAGCGGAGGGGCGACAGCGACAAGUGGCACUACUAACAACAACAGCAAUGCGAUAUCUGUCACCGCUUUCAACAGUGGACCGGGGGUCUCGAAAGGGCUGCUCGGUGCUGCUACAAUGCACCCCUCGUCCAACAGUGUCAUUCAGACGCCGCUCAUGAACUCCCAGACUGCUUUGAGCCCGGCAACAACAGGAGCCACUGUGACACUCGUCAGGCCGCCUAUGCAAACCACGGGGUCGGGAGCAACUUUGAAUGGGAACAAUAAUGCGAGUCAUGCUGCUGUGGUGGCCAAUGCAUUGGGUCACACAGGUACCAUCGGGUCACACAGCCCGCUUGUAAACAAUGCGUCCAGCGCAGGCUCGCACAUAAUCAAGGCAGAGCCCCCCACCACAAUAAUACAGACAGCCCCACAGCCGGCUGUCACUCCGGGGGUCGUCAGCUCUCCCCGGUUCCCCACGACAGGAGCUCCCGGUCCAGGCCUGAUCCGAGCCUUCACGCCUCAGAUGUUGGCCCCCAGGCUCCAGCAGACCUCCCCGGGACAGCCCAACGUUCAUAACAUCCAGCUACCCCCGGGGAUGGUGCUCGUACGCAGCGAGAGCGGACAGCUGCUGAUGAUUCCUCAGCAGGCUCUCGCCCAGAUGCAGGCCCAGGCUCAGGGAGGCAUGGCACCACGGACCGCCACACCAACAAGUGUACCUCCUGUUCAGGCUCCUGGAAACACCAUCAUUAGCAGACAAGUGGCUCCCAGCACCAUCAUCCGCCAGGGGGGUCCGACCCCAACACCCCUCUCUGCGACCACCACUCUUCACAGACCCCCUGUCCUUCAGAGUUCAGUUGGGGCUACAGUAACAGGAAUGACCCCCAGGACCGCCAGCCCGUCAGCUGGGAGCCAACUUGCCCCGAUAUCAGUGAGCAAAGAGACAAUGGAGAAUGUGAAGAAAUGUAAAAACUUCCUGUCCACACUGAUCAAGCUGGCCUCCACUGGGAAGCAGUCCACAGAGACUGCAGCGAAUGUGAGAGAGCUGGUCAAAGACCUGCUGGAGGGCAGACUGGAGGCUGAGGAAUUCACCAGCAGAUUGUACAAAGAGCUCAACUCCUCCCCCCAACCCUACCUUGUGCCUUUCCUCAAGAGAAGCCUCCCAGCCUUGAGGCAACUCACCCCAGACUCAGCAGCCUUCAUCCGGCUGAGUCAGCUCCCGGUGCCAGCCUGUAGUACGGUCCCCUCCACCUCCCCCGUCCCCACCUCGGUGGUCCUGGGCAGCCCUUCUCCCCGCCUCAUGACCCCCGUCAGCAGGCCCCAGCUCCAGACAGGCAUCAGCAAACCAGGACCCGCCCCCUCACUGGUUAUCCAGCCUCAGCAGCAGAGAACAAUGUUGAGACCUCAGGUAGCCUUACCGACGCCCACCAUGGUGGCCCACAGGAACCAGGCCCCCGGCCGCAUCAUGCUGGGCCAGCAGCACGUCCAGCUGCAGCAAGUUCCUGUGAAGACGGAGGGUUCACCUUUUCCGAGGCAAGUCUCUGCUGCAGCGCUGACCCUCGCUCAGAGGAACAAGCUGAGAGAGGCGGGGGGCUUGUUCAAAGAUGAUGACGACAUAAACGAUGUGGCCUCCAUGGCUGGAGUGAACCUCUCGGAGGAAAGCGCUAACAUCCUAGCUACCAAUUCUGGUCUAGUGGGAGCGGUGACGCGGUCCUGUAAGGACGAGGCGUUCCUCUCCUGCGCCCUCCUGCAGAGGAGGAUGAUGGAGAUCGGCAGGAAGUACGGUGUGACCGACCUGGGGGCCGACGUGGUGACCUUCGUCUCCCACGCUACGCAGCAGCGCCUACAGACCCUGCUGGAGAAAGUUUCCCAAGUAGCCCAGCAGAAGAGCUACUCCAUAAAGGAGGACGACAGUUAUGAGCAGAGCAGCGAUGUUCGUGCUCAGCUCAAGUUCUUUGAGCAGCUGGACCAGCAGGAGAAACAGAGGAAGGAGGAGCAGGAGAGGGAGAUCCUCCUGAAGGCAGCUAAGUCUCGAGCUCGGCAAGAGGACCCAGAGCAGCUGCUUCUGAAACAGAAGGCGAAAGAGAUGCAGCAGCAGGAGCUGGCUCAGGUGAGGCAGAGGGAGGCCAACCUGACGGCUCUCGCUGCCAUCGGACCGAGGAAGAAGAGGAAGCUCCUGGACUCUCAGUCCUCCUCCGCUGCAGCCGAGGGGUCCGGGUCAGGUCCCUCCCUCUCCGGCGGGGCUUCGGGCUCCAGGCCGACGCGGCAGCGAAUCACACGCGUCAAUCUCAGGGACCUGCUGUUCUGUUUGGAGAACGAGAGAUUUUCCAGUCACUCCCAUUUCCUCUACAAGGGCUUUCUCAAAUAG